Messenger RNA from Solanum stenotomum, 1557 nucleotides. RefSeq names its product UPF0481 protein At3g47200-like. Bases 1 to 1557 code for a protein of 518 amino acids. The transcript has 4 exons. The record is from RefSeq and is a predicted model, not a curated record. Lineage: Eukaryota; Viridiplantae; Streptophyta; Magnoliopsida; Solanales; Solanaceae.
AUGGCACACUCCAUUGAGAUUACCUCAAUAGAUAACCAAACUCCACUGCUUCUUCAAACUGAAAAAGAUGAGAUCAAGGAAACAAAUGAUGAAGAUCCAUCAGGGUCGCAAACAAAGAAACGUGUAAAUCAAAUCUUUGAUAAAAUGUUUGAUGAUUUGGACAAAUCAUCUUUUAAAUCGAAUAGCAUAUUCAAAGUAAAUGUGCGGCUACGUGAAUCAAAUCCAGAUGCUUACACACCAAAGAUGGUCUCUAUUGGUCCUUACCAUAGGAAAAAUCCUCAACUUCGUCCAAUGGAAAAGUACAAACUAUUGUACCUACGGCGAUUUCUUAAACGAAAAGAGGGGCUUGAUGUGGAAUUUUGCACCAGUGAAUUGCAGAUACUGAAGGAGGAAGCACUCAAGUGUUAUGAAGAUAUAGAAGAUAAUAGUCAUGAAUUUUGCCAAAUGUUGUUGCUUGAUGGCUGUUUUGUGGUUGAGUUUAUUCGAGAGCGUUGGUAUGAGGUAGAGCAGCUUCCCAAAGAAAAAGACAUGAUUAUCAUUACUAAUGAUGCAAGUUACAUAUUCCGAGACUUGAUGUUAUUAGAAAAUCAACUUCCUUUCUUUGUCCUCGACCAACUUUAUCACUUGACAAAACAAGAUUAUGAAUCACCACUGGCAGUACUGGUGAAUAAUGCGUUUACCCGUUUCGUAGACACGCUAAAAAUAUUUCGUGCAUCCUUUAGACUGAUAGGAAGUAUCACAGGAGAUAUCAAACAUUUACUUCAUCUAGUACACAUAUUGUUAUGUGAUGGGAAUCCACCGAAAAAUGUAGACCAUCACAUAACGUAUCAUAAGGUCAUGCCAAAUGCAAUAGAGCUUUCCGAAGCUGGAGUUAGCUUUGUAGACGUCAGCUCUGAUACCACAAAAUUAUUGGAUAUAAAAUUCGUUAAUGGAUUGAUGAGAAUUCCUUGUUUUCGAGUCGAACAUGGUACAGAGACCCUCCUACGAAAUCUCAUUGCUUAUGAGCAACAAUCAAAUGUACAUCCUUCAUAUUUCAGUGAUUAUGCAAUUUUCAUGGAUCAUCUUAUCGACUCAGACAAAGAUGUGAAUUUGCUUCGCCAGAAAGGAAUCAUAGUGAACUGUAUUGCAGAUGACAAAAGCGUGGCUAGCCUCUUCAACAAAAUCGGAAAUGGGGUCGUCCCGACGUAUCCCAACUUCUAUUACGAUCUGGAAUUCAGACAAGCAAUUGAAUAUAGUGAAAAACCAUGGAACAGAAUGAAGGCAAAUUUGAAGCAUAAUUAUUUUAGUAGUCCUUGGGUAGGAGCUUCAACUAUGACAGCCAUCAUACUCCUCCUACUCACAACUAUACAGACUAUUCUAGCUAUCACAAGUGCCUUUAAAAGUAACAAUUAUUCACCAUUCGACCAUAGAGACAUACAGCUUGAGUAUAAAUAUAUGGAUGAAUAUGAGGAGGAAGGUGAAGAACAAAAAGAGGAUGAGUGUGGUAAAGAGGAAUAUGAGGAGGAAGAAACUGAAAAACUUCCAAAAGAGUUAUUGGAGUACCAGGAACUCCGAUAA